UACUAGGAGCGAUCGGACGCUACUAGGGGCUCCUGGCCUUACUACUAGGAGCAAGGACAGUACAUUGCCUGUGACGCCAUGUCAUUCCCGACACCACCCAUGCGAGAGCGGAUGGAGUCGGCAACAGAUGAUGUUGCAGACCUGGGUGCUCCUGCUGGCUUGGGAAGCCGUGCCACGUCUUUCUAUGAACGCUCGAGAAUCAACAAGACCUUUUCACCGCUGACAGCCGGUGGCAUCCGGCAAAGUAUUUUCGUUUUAGUCCAAACAUCGCUCGGAGGAGGUAUCCUGACAAUUGCCUAUAUGAUGCGACAGUCCGGCUUCUUGCUCGGAAUCAUUUUGUUGCUUCUGGCAGGCGGUGUUGCAGCUGUGAGUAUGGAGGUGCUCAUGAAGAGCGCUGUACUGCAGCACCGCUACACCUUGGGAAACUUGAUGAGCUUUGUUUUUGGUCAAAGCAUCGGUGUGGCAUUAGAUCUCAUGCUCUUUCUCUAUGGCAAUGGUUCACUCAUCACUUAUUUCAUCUUCCUUGGUGAUUUCAUUCCGAGUAUCGUUGAAGCUUUAUCUCCAGGAUACUGGCCGCAACCAACUUUGGAGAGAGAGCUGUCGCUUGAAGAAAUGCAGGAGCUGGAUGAGCUUCGAACGAAAUGCCUGGUUGCUGCUCUCCUUCUGGUUUUGCUCCCCAGUUUACCCCGAGAUCUCUCCGGGCUUCGAUAUUUGUCGCCGAUCAUGGCCAUUGGUAUCAUCUACACCGAAGCGGUGGUGGUGUGGAAAUGUUUCUGGCUCCACCUGCAUCAUCCAGAUCUGACACAGGGCACCAUCAGCGAGAUGUUGUGGCCACAGGACGAUCUUCUGUCCAUUCUAUCCAGAAGCGUGAAAGCCUUUAGUCUCUGUGUUUUCAGUUACGUGUGCCAUCUGAAUGUCACACCCGUGGCAAAAGAGCUCGAGAAUGCCAAUGACAGACGAAUCGAAAAGGUCAGCUGGAGAGUUGUAUUCGUUCAAUUCGGCAUCUAUGUGCUCUUGGCAGUUGCAGGCUACGGAACCUUUGGUGAUGACACCAAGCCAAACCUCCUGCAAAACUACAGUGCGAGUGAUCCGUGGAUUCUGGCGAGCCGAGUCGGGCUGACUUUUACCGUCCUCGUAGCCAUUGCCACCAACACGAAUCCCACCGUCCGUGCAUCCUUGUGCUUGCUGGAGGUCCUGUUUCCAUUCUUGAAAGAGCCUGCUUUGGAAGGCCCCAAUGCUGAGCCACUCUUGAAGACCCCGCCGCUGAUGAAGCGAGCUCCCGAGGAACCUCGACCGCGGCGAUAUGUGAGAUACUGCUUGAGCAUAGCUUGCUUGACCAUGGACACCCUCGUAGCUAUUUAUGUGAAAAACGUUGCAAGCGUAGUUGGCUUUCUGGGAGCAACCAUGGGCACGUUGAUGAUGAUGGUCAUCCCAGGGUGGGACCUUUACAAUGCGGAUGAACAAAGCUACCAUUGGUGUCACCGUCAUAACAUCUUGCAUUUCGCUUUGCAUAGAGCUGCUUGAGAGCUAAUUCAGGUUGUUGGUCUACAAGCUACCAUUGUUUUCGAGCGGAUGGAGCAACUGAGAUUGCACGAUGUGACGCUCAGGGCGCUCCUUAAAGGAGCGUGAGCUAUUUGUCCUAGCUAGGAGCGAACUUAGUAGCUUACUCCUCCCUUACUUUAGUAGGCGCCUACUUAAUGAAGUAGGAUCGGAGCGGGCUAAAUAAAAGGAAAUAGAAGAAUAAUCAUCCAUUGGGGAAGCCAAGGUCGAUUCUUCAUCGUGCUCUUUGCAUUCAGUGCCAUUGCAAAUUGUUUAGCUAUUUUCCAGUGACAUCUCACCGGAAAGGACACACUCUUAGGGUGUGACCCUACUGGGCAGACUUUUGGAAUCUCCAGCAGGGAGACUCUCAAAACAUAUUUUGGUCAUUGGCAUGGUGCUUUCUUAUUCGGACCAGCCAAGGGGCUCAGGUCCUUUGAGUGAUAGCCCUCGAAGCGACAAGAGAAA
This is a messenger RNA of Durusdinium trenchii, 2004 nucleotides long. NCBI's taxonomy places the organism in Eukaryota, Dinophyceae, Suessiales, Symbiodiniaceae. The record is from the annotation of a GenBank genome assembly.